CUCACGCGCCGCCUGCUGCGCCGGCGCUGCGCCGCGGCCAGGAGCCUGCUGCUGGUGUGCCUGUCGCGCGACGCCGCGCCCGCUGGCGAGAUGUUAAUCGGCGACGAGACAGCGUCCAAAAUCGCAGAGGUGGUCAGCGGCGCGCUCAGAGAAGCCCUGGAUCCGUCUAAUGCUGACCAAGAAGACGGCAUCGACCUCGAGCAUGCGGCGUCCAUCGCAGCGCACCUGGCCACGACUGUAGCUUCGAAGGCGUCUGAUGAGAACUACCUGCAGCUGACGCUCAACCUCUUCACGCUGAAUGUGGCUGUGCCGCGCGGCUCGCCCCGGCUGAGCGUGGAGUCGUGGCUGGAAGUGCGUGGCGCGGCGCACGACGGGCUGGCCGCGCUGCCGCGGGAAGCGCGCGUGGCCGCCCGCGCCCGCGCCGCCAACGAGCUGCAUACAGCCCUGUUGGCGCUUAAGGAUACAGUCAGCAUAACCCAAAUCGAGCACAUGACGUCACUCUGCCCAUUCUUAUUGAGCGAAUGCGACGACAGCGAGCCCCCGACCGAUGUCAGUGAAAUAGUCGAAUUCACGAAGCAGGUGCUCGCUCUCCCACAAACGAUGUCAGCUGUCCCGACCGAAACCUUUGCCUUACGAUACGACUGCAUCGCUAACAGACUCAACUGCCCUUUCGAAGACGACAACGACCUCAUCAAAGCCAUAGUGAAGGAAGCGUCCGACAGCAAUCCGACCGAACUAACUAUAACCGACCUUGUGCCGUAUUUGAAUAAGUUCCUAUUUCGCGCGAUAUUCCUCCGGACCAUGCUCCUGCAUAGAGGCUCACACGAGGAAGAAGAGGAUGAGGACGAGGAGCCGAAGCAGAACGAGGCGUGGUGCAAUAACUUAAUGAGCGACGAGUACAUACAGGAGGAGUUUUGUAAUUUGCUUCGCGAUUUUAUGGUUGUCACCUCCCUACAUGAAGGAUAUGGUUAUUGGGUCCACCACACGCUAAUCCAAGAAACGAAAUCCAAAAUGGACGCAAUAUUCGAUGCCAUAAUACCCGAGACGUCCGAAGACCUCAGGGCUAGUAUUCUAACCCGGCUGUCGGAGCGCGCGGCCGCUGAAGGAUACUACUGGUCGUACGCGCGGCGCUUCUACGAGACCAAGGUGGCGAAGGACGGGGAAGGCGACGAAAAGGGAGACCCCGCCGGCGUCACCAAGCUGGCUGAGGAUUUGGACGUGACAAAGAUCGAGACUAUGCUGACGGGGAAUGGAUUUUUCCAUAGUUUACAGGCGAACACGAAAUGGAGUUCAGAUUCGUUAGCUCGCGCGCAGUGUGCGUUCGCGGUGAUGCUGCGAGCGACGAUGGCGGCGCACGGCUCGCGCGCGGGUGCCGACGAGUUUGCGCGCGCCGCACUGUCUGCGUGCACUGAUUGCAAUCUGGAUGCCGUCAUCGACUUCUAUCAUAGAAACUCGGAGACCAUGCUCAUUGAGAGAGACAUAUCAACUAUGUCCUGGGGCGAGGUGGUAUGCGAGUCUAGCAUUGUAGAAUGCGUGAUCGCAGCCUUGAGCCGGGACGGCUGGACCGCGCCGCCGCACCACUGGGACUUUGCCACCGUCACGCUUUGCACGCUCGUCGAGUGCGUGCACAUGGCGCAGAAACAUUAUGGCUGCACCAAGGUGGCGAUGCUGUCGCUAGCGACGUUCCGGCUGUACUCGUUCGUGGAGCAAUUCAUCGGCAACAUCAAGGCGGAGUGCGAGCGGCGCCAGCCCCUGCCGCACGUGUUCGAGCUGCUGGCCGAGUGGCGCGACGUGUUCGCGCCCGCGCUCAACACGCAGCUCUAUACUAUCGCCGCGCAUCUGCUGCAAAACGCGUCCAAAACAAUAACCAGCGGGCAGGCCCGCUUACUUUCGGCCGUGUCUCGCGGGAUACAGCGCGCGGAUUGGGCGCUGGCGGAGGCGGCGCACCGCGCGCACUCGCUGGCGCUGCCGCGGCUGGCGGGAGUGGCAUCAGCUGCGUUGGCGCGCCCGCUGCAUCCCGCCUACCACUGCCUGGCGUAUAGACUGCUUGUGGCUAUUGUAAAACCGAUGGCGCAGCAUGACGCGGAUCAACUGGCGAUUUGGAGCGCAGAGGGCACAGAGGAAGGCGAGGAUCGCGAGCGACCGCAGCUGGCUCCGCAGUGGUUACACAAGCCGUUUGCGCGCGCGCUCGAACUUGCCGACGCCGCGCUCACCGGACACACAGCGGGCGUGGACUCGUGCGAGAUGGUGGCAGGGUCGGACGCGCACGCGCUUGCAUUAGGCUGCGCGCUGCUGGCCGACGCGCUGCACGAGCUCACCACGCGCGCGCGCGGCGACCUCACGCACCACUACAUACAGCACUACAGAUGGUAG
This is a messenger RNA of Ostrinia nubilalis (European corn borer), 2373 nucleotides long. RefSeq lists its product as uncharacterized. Lineage: Eukaryota; Metazoa; Arthropoda; Insecta; Lepidoptera; Crambidae. The record is from RefSeq and is a predicted model, not a curated record. The transcript has 12 exons. The coding region runs from base 91 to 2373 and encodes 760 amino acids.